This is a messenger RNA of Trifolium pratense (red clover), 639 nucleotides long. RefSeq names its product 40S ribosomal protein SA-like. NCBI's taxonomy places the organism in Eukaryota, Viridiplantae, Streptophyta, Magnoliopsida, Fabales, Fabaceae. Gene Ontology annotation, biological process: cytoplasmic translation; ribosomal small subunit assembly. Gene Ontology annotation, cellular component: ribosome; 90S preribosome; cytosolic small ribosomal subunit. The coding region runs from base 1 to 471 and encodes 156 amino acids. The record is from RefSeq and is a predicted model, not a curated record. Gene Ontology annotation, molecular function: structural constituent of ribosome. The transcript is spliced from 5 exons.
AUGGCUAGGACGGCCACCGCUGACAUUCGAGAAAGUUUAUGUUUCAAUCUGGUUUACAAGAACUGUGACUACCAAAUGGAGCGUUACAUUUUCAAACGCCGUCAAGACGGUAUUUAUAUUAUUAAUCUUGGAAAGACUUGGGAGAAACUUCAACUAGCUGCUAGGGUCAUUGUUGCAAUUGAGAACGCUAAGGAUAUUAUUGUCCAAUCUGCAAGGCCUUAUGGACAGAGAGUUGUUCUCAAGUUUGCUCAGUACACUGGAGCUAAUGCCAUUGCUGGAAGGCAUACUCCCGGAACUUUCACCAAUCAGCUUCAGACUUCAUUCAGGGAGCCUCGUCUUCUCAUCCUCACCGAUCCAAGAACUGAUCAUCAGGUGAUAAAUCUUCAACUGAUUGGGACAAUGCAUGGUCAAACUUUAAGAAGGAAGGGAAAAAAACUCUCUUCUCAAAUUUUUCUCCAAAUAAGUAUGUAAGCUGGAAUCCCAGGCGUUCAGAUUUCCCACUUUCUGAAGAGGUUGAUCCUAUCAAGAGAACAGAGAGAUCAAACCUCAAGUUUUGGAAUAGUCCUACUUUUACUCUAGGUGGAGCACUUAUAAUUCUCAUAUUUCUUUUGUUGUACACUCUAAGAUCCAUUAUUUUGU